ACCAGACCCCAACUAUAUAUUUAAAACCCCUCUCUUGAAUCUCGUUCAUCCUUCAUCUCAAAGCCAUCAAACUCUCAAGCAAUUUCAUUCCUCGCUAGGGUGAUUUUGCUUGGUCAUCUCAAGCACCAGCUACCUAGGCAAAUUACAUAUAUAGCUCGAAACCAUGGCAAUCUCAUCGUUGGUGAUCCAUAACCCGAUUCCGGUCGCUCGAUUAUCCGGUGGUACGAAUCGGGUGGGCAUAAUUCGGUCCCACCGCAGUGUAGCUUUUGAUGUUCAUCCACAGUCGAAACCAUCGAAUGGGAUGGCUGCAUCGCCCCUGAACCACCUCCACCUCCAUACCGAAGCACCACCUAGAACCGAUUUUGUCGACUCCUCUACCAGCCAUUUAUGUCGCUAUGAAGAAAUGCUAUCUGUGCCGCCAAAGUCCCCCAGAGAAGUAAUAGCCAGUAAAUGGCAUGAGAUACAUGGUUCGACGGAGUGGGAGAAUCUCCUUGACCCUCUUCACCCGUGGCUGCGACGAGAGAUCAUCAAGUAUGGGGAGUUUGCGCAGGCAGCCUAUGAUGCGUUCGACUUCGAUCGGUUCUCAGAGCACUGUGGAAGCUGCAAGUACAACAAAUGUAAAUUUUUUGACUCGCUCGGCCUGAUCCACAAUGGCUAUGAGGUUACUGAGUACAUCCACGCGAUGUCCCACCUGCACAUGCCGAGAUGGCUCGAGCGAUCCCAUCUGGUGAACACGUGGAGCAAGGAUUCGAACUGGAUAGGGUUCGUGGCUGUGAGCAACAAUGAGGAGACAGAGAGGAUUGGACGCAGGGACAUCGUGGUCACCUGGCGAGGGACAAUGGCUCCAUCAGAGUGGUACGACAACUUGCAAAGGGAGUUAGAGCCUUUCGGGCAUGGAGAGGCUAGGGUUGAGCAUGGGUUCUGGAGCAUAUACACUUCUAAGAGCGCCUCGACGAGGUACAACAAGUGCAGCGCAUCCGAGCAAGCAAUGAGGGAGAUUACAAGACUCGUCAAGCAAUAUCAAACCAGAGGAGAAGAAGUGAGCCUUACGAUAACUGGCCACAGCCUAGGUGGUGCACUGGCUCUCUUUAACGCUUAUGAAGCUGCACAAUCAAUCCCGGGGGUCCACAUCAGCGUCAUUUCAUUUGCAAGCCCCAGGGUCGGUAAUGCCGCCUUCAGGGAUGAGCUCCACCAUCUGGGCAUCAAGAUCCUAAGGGUCGUCCUGAAGCAAGACAUCGUCCCGAAGAUGCCAGGCUUCAUACUGAACGAAGGCUUGGAGAGGUUCGAGGACAUCACAGGACCGCUGGAGUGGGUGUACACCCAUGCGGGAAAGGAACUAAAACUCGACGCCUGUGCUUCCCCCUACCUAAAGCGAGGGCUCAACCCAAUGGGAUUCCACAGCGUAGAGACGUAUAUGCACCUUGUGGAUGGGUUCGCGAAGACAGGUUCGGGAUUCAGGGCAGAUGCAAAGAGGGAUAUCACCCUCGUGAACAAGGCAUGUGACUUGCUGGCCGAUGAGCUGCGGAUACCACCUUGGUGGCAACAGGAGGCCAAUAAAGGACUGGUCUGUAAUGAGUAUGGGAGGUGGGUGAGACCUAGGAGGGACCCAGAAGACAUUCCCUCGCCAGCUAAAAAACAUUAGUUUCGGUUUCACAAGAACACAUCAGACAGAGAACAGAAUUCUUUGAUGUAGACUUAAUGGGAAGUGAAUAUAUUCUUUUAUGGAACAUAA
Molecule: messenger RNA, 1732 nt
Organism: Punica granatum (pomegranate)
Lineage: Eukaryota; Viridiplantae; Streptophyta; Magnoliopsida; Myrtales; Lythraceae
Source: RefSeq, a predicted model, not a curated record